This is a messenger RNA of Solenopsis invicta (red fire ant), 1952 nucleotides long. RefSeq lists its product as uncharacterized. The transcript is spliced from 2 exons. Lineage: Eukaryota; Metazoa; Arthropoda; Insecta; Hymenoptera; Formicidae. The coding region runs from base 813 to 1457 and encodes 214 amino acids. The record is from RefSeq and is a predicted model, not a curated record.
UAUUGUCCUUGUGAUAGUAUAAAUUAUUUGCAAAUAGUUACAAUUUUGUGCUUUAAAUGUUUAGGCAAGACUGACAUUCAUAGUUGAUUCUGAUAUUUAAGAUCGUCUUAAGUAACAUCUUAAGAUGUUAUCAACCAAUCAGAGAUCUGUAUUAGUAUCUUAAGAUAUUACUUAAGACGAUCUUAAAAUAAGAAUCGACUGUGAAUAUCGGCCUAAGUAAUUUCAAGUUAAAAUUCAAUUUAAAAAAUUUUCCAGUGUUGGCAUGAUUUUCAAUCGCGAAGCAAAGAAAACAUUUAAGUAUAAAGCAAUCAAUGGCAAAAACAGGUGGUGACACAAUGAAUAGUGAAACAUUAACGACACAAGAAGAAGAAGUUUUAGAUAUAAUGUGUCUAACUAGCAUUGAUGGACAUCCCGACAUAGAAGAAUCUACUGUAGAUUUAUUGCAGAUUCCAGAAAAUGUAUUAUACUACUGUGUUCAAAAAGUAAAGUAAAUUUUUAAUUUAAACUUUCCGCGCUAAUCGAUUCGAGCAAACUGUUUUAUUUUUAUGUUGGUACUACUGUUAGUGACAUCUGUGUCAAAUUUCAUGUGAAUGUCAUCAUUAGUCAUAGUUACGCUUGUGUUUUUUAAGGAGGUUCAUCUGGUACGUAGUACGUCAAGCGAGAAACACGUUCAACUUUGACUUGACUAGCGCAGUAUGCUGACUAGAUUUGGCAACGUCGCGUACACAUGAGAACGCACACUCACACGCGUAUACAUAAAGCUUUUAUUUAUAUUUAUAAAUGCAAUAGUUGUCGCAUAAUAUUAUAAAACAAUGAGUGAAAAUCUGAAAAAGAAAUUUUUCUGGAAAGGAAAACGUGUGACCGAAAAAGUAUACAAUUCAAGAAUACGGUUACAAAACGUCGGUAAAAAUUUGAGAAAUAUUUAUGGCUGUCGAAAUAAGGUAUCUGAUAACCUCAAAGAAUGUGAAACUGGCGAAAGCGAAUUCGGCCAACUUGAGGGAAGGCGUAUCAUAGAUUUGAAAACCCUCGCAAAAGAAUUGUUUUGCAAAAAAUGUGAUGCGAUGGUUUCUCUGCUCGAUACUGUGGAAGAAACACGAGUCGGGUUGGCUUCGAUGUUUUCUGUCAAAUGUCGGAGUUGCAUGACAAUCAUACGAGUUGCUACAGAUAAAAAGCAUGCGACAUCAAAAGAAAAUAAGCAGGGUAGGCAGAUUGUCCACUACGAUGUAAAUACCAGAGGAGCAAUGGGGACUUUGAACGCAGGCAUAGGUAAUACACAUCUGAAUAAAUUAUUGGCUUCUUUAAACAUUCCUUUAUAUCAUCCGAAUACUUACAAAACACAUGAGAAAGAAGUAGGUUGUGUUGUUGAGAAGAUGGCUCAGGACAGCUGCAUAAGAGCAACUGUUAUGGAAAGAGAACUUACAAUUAAAAAUAUCGAUAAGAUUAAAAAACUAUUGUAAGCAAUCUAUUGUGAUGCAGUACAUUUUCAUUUUUUUCUUCGAUAUAACUAUAUACAUUUUUAGUUUUUUUCAUUUCAAGAUCAAUUUUUAUACACUUAAUUUUUAUUCUUUUUAUUUAAUCACUAUAUUUAUAUUUGGCCUGUUACAUGUACAAAAUGUACAUGUAAGUUGUGUGCACUAUGAGAUCAAUUUAUAUACUCACAAACUAUUUUCUAUUAAUUUUUAACGUUUAUACAUGUUUAUACAUACAUACAUAUAUAUAUAUAUGCGUUUCUCAAUCAAGAGUUGCAAUAAUCAAUUGCCAUACAUUAGAGUUUCAAUCUUUGUUAUAUCUGAUAUCUACAUGUACAGUAUAAGUCAUUUUUCGACGAAUUUUGUGAAUUGAUAACUACUGUUAUAAUGUUGUAUUAUAAAAAAUAACAUUACUUUUUCUACCUAUUUAUACGUGUAUGUACAACUUAUGUAUCAUGGUGUAUAAAAAUUUAUAACAAAUAA